UAUCAAAAAAUAUAUACUAUUUUUCUUCUCUUUCUCUGUCACUCAAUAACCGUUUUUUUUAACAACAAUGGCGACGGAAGCUAGCAACAAAUCGUCAUCAGUGUGCUUAACAAACAGCGACGAAAUCAAAAAGGUAUUCAACAAGUUCGACAAAAACGGCGACGGAAAGAUCUCGACGUCGGAGCUAGUCCACAUCAUGAAAUCACUCGGAUCAGAAACAUCAGAAGAAGAAGUGAAGCAAAUGAUGAAAACUAUCGACACAGAUAGCGACGGAUACAUAAGUCUAGAAGAGUUCACCGGAUUCUGCAAAUCAACAUCCAGCAACGGCGGCGAUGAAAACGACGUCGUGGCGAUGAAGGAAUUGAAGGAUGCUUUUGAUCAUUAUGAUUUGAAUAAGAAUGGAUUGAUAUCGAGCAGUGAGUUGCAUCAGAUAUUGAGUAAGUUAGGUGAGAAGUGUACGGAGGAUGAUUGUGUUAAGAUGAUUAAGUCUGUUGAUGCUGAUGGUGAUGGAUUUGUUGAUUUUGUUGAGUUUCAAAAGAUGAUGUCCAGAUCUAACGGCGGCGGUGGUGAAGGUGAAGGUGCAGCUUAGUUAGUGUGUGGUGGCGGUGCAGACUAGUCUAACUUCCUAUGGAUGGUAGGUAGGUAGUUAUGGUUAUGGUGACUUUUUUUUACUAAACAAAUAUGUUUAGGUUAUAAAUAAUUAGAAUAAUGUGUUGCCAGAUCUCUCUCUGAUUAAGCUGUGGAAUUGGUGGUGAAUGAAUGGAUUAUGUUUUCGUGAUUCUAUUUUAGUUAAUGGAUUAAUAUUUGGUUA
This is a messenger RNA of Erigeron canadensis, 811 nucleotides long. RefSeq names its product calcium-binding allergen Ole e 8-like. The record is from RefSeq and is a predicted model, not a curated record. The transcript has a single exon. Gene Ontology annotation, molecular function: calcium ion binding. Bases 68 to 589 code for a protein of 173 amino acids. NCBI's taxonomy places the organism in Eukaryota, Viridiplantae, Streptophyta, Magnoliopsida, Asterales, Asteraceae.